Molecule: messenger RNA, 1938 nt
Organism: Grosmannia clavigera kw1407
Lineage: Eukaryota; Fungi; Ascomycota; Sordariomycetes; Ophiostomatales; Ophiostomataceae
Exons: 2
Coding region: 1-1938 (645 amino acids)
Source: RefSeq, a predicted model, not a curated record
AUGUUCGGGUCUCUGACGCAUUUCUCUGUUUCCCUGCCUCCCUCAGAGCCACCGAAGAAUGUGCCACCACCUACACCCAUCCACUUUCCCCGCUGCCACCCACAGGUGACGGACGACGCCGCAUCCGUCUCCACAAGCACAACCACGGGUGAACGCUGCUGUAAACAACCCCUCACUCGACUGCUGCAGACUGUCGUCCGCCCCACUGAAGUCACCGCCGAGCAUUUCGAGGCCCUUGGUGUGCACGUCCGGCCCGAUGCCACUCUCGCCGACCUCAUCCCGGACCCGAGCGUGAUUCCGGACUUUGCCACUUGGGACAAGACCGAAUAUGAGGCUGCCCGCAGCCAGAAUGACCAGACCCGCCAUCCCAUCAGCAACGGCAACCGGUCUCCUGGCAUCCAGACAUACCUCGAUCGCAAGCGCGAGCUGUCCAUCGACAACAAUGCCGCCUAUCGCUCGGUGCGUCGCAUACAGCCCCAGCAGGGCCAGCAGCUCGUGCGUCUGGGCAAUGCCUACGAGUUCUUCCGCCAGCUCGAGAGCUUCACGACCUUCUGGGAAGACACCUCCAUCACGCCACCGCCACCACCAACCCCACGGCGACCAGCGGCCAACACAUCUGAUCCCUCCGGAGCUCCUUCGUCUCCGUCUAAAGCGGCCGAUACCGCUAGCAGCAAGACGAACGGCGGAGAGGAUGGCGAUGGCGAUGUCGACUCCGUCUCGUCCGCCUCAUCAGCAGCUGUAACUGACUCUGAGGGUAAGGCCCCCGAGAAAGACAGCGGACCGCCCGAGAUUCGCUUCUACCGGUCCAGCACAGGCUCGCAGAUGCCACCCGAACUUCGGCUCAAUAUCCUGUCGGCCUUUCUGAAGCUGAUUGCCUAUGACUUUGGCUGCAACGUGUCGCCGCCGCGCAUGGAGCCGAGGCUGUAUCUCAACGCCGGCAAUCUGCCGCUGCCUGAGGAGGGAAAGGAGCCUGUGCCCCCGUCAAAACGCAAGGGCCUGAGCUCUUACUUUACCUCAGGCUGCAUCUUCGUCUUCCGCAUGGCCACCACCCGUGAGGCCGCGCGUGCUGGCAUCGUCGAAGGGCCCAUGGCAGCCGUCAGUGCGCGGCACUCGACUUCGUUCCCUUCUGACGAGGACUUUGUAGAUGGAGUGCUCCCCUGGGGCGAGGACAAGGACGGUUGCAUUGACCUCGCUCGCGAGCUGGUCGCAGCGCUUCUGACGGCCCAGCAGCGAGCACGCCAUGGCCGGGCAGAGCGACGGCUGGGUGAGGGCGAGUGGUGGGCGACGAAGCGCCGGUGGGGAGGCGCCUCGGGUGGACCAAUCGGGCGAGAGGUCGAUGCAGCACCAAAUACGGACGAGGUCGUCGCAGACCGGGGAGAAGGAAGCGGGACCCUGAGCGGUGCAGCAGGGGCUUCGUCUCGAGGGUCAGGCGGGUCGUCAGGGUCGUCUUCGAGACUAGGCGGCGGUGGAUUCCGUGGACCCGGAGGAGCAUCUCCCGGAGGUAUUGCAGGACCGGCGUUGCCCAGCCGCAGCGCAGCCAAGAAGCCGCGCAAGGGCCUGGCGAUUUACGACAACUACCGCAUGGUGCGUCCGCCUAGCUCAAACUGGGACAAGAAGACCCGGUACGAGGCAAUCGGGCGGGCACGUGGCGCCGACUACGACGACGUGUUUGUGGUCAGCGCGCUGUUCCACCAUCUAGCCAUUGUGCGGGUGCGAGUGCCGUUGCGGCUAUUGGCCGUGCUGGACGGAGAGGAAAGCGAGGAUGAGCUGGGAAAGAGGAGCUGGGGCAAGCUGGAGGUGGUGCGUAGCCCGUGGUACGACUUUUUCAAGGCAGAGGACCGCGUGGCGGCGAUGCAGCUGACAUGGGCCAUGACGGCUUAUCUGAUGCGGAAACAGCCAGACGAGGAGGACGUCAAGAUGGGAGAGGCGACGGCGUGA